Molecule: messenger RNA, 1601 nt
Organism: Colias croceus (clouded yellow)
Lineage: Eukaryota; Metazoa; Arthropoda; Insecta; Lepidoptera; Pieridae
Gene: TyrRS-m
Product: tyrosine--tRNA ligase, mitochondrial
Exons: 8
Coding region: 148-1554 (468 amino acids)
Biological process (GO): tyrosyl-tRNA aminoacylation
Cellular component (GO): mitochondrion; cytosol
Molecular function (GO): RNA binding; ATP binding; tyrosine-tRNA ligase activity
Source: RefSeq, a predicted model, not a curated record
UAAAUUAAUAAUUUUGGAGGUUAUAAAAAUUGUUAUGAAUUGACUAUGAAAAUGAAAACAUAUUAAUAUUGAAUGAUAUGCACCUUAUUUUGAAUUAAAAUCGAUUAAACAUUUAGAUGGUCUUGCUUGCAUUUAACAGCAUUAAACAUGAUUGCAAAAAUGUGGAUAUUUAAAAGCGCUUACAAUUUUAAUAGUGCAUUUGUCAGGAAUAUUUCCAACCGAUAUUUUAGUAGUAAAACCAGAAACAUUUUAAAAUUAAGUGAUCGUGGCAUGUAUCAAGAUAUAUUUCCGAAUACGUCUGUAUCAGAAAUAUUGAACCUACUCAAUAAGUCUCCACAGUGUGUAUAUGCAGGAUUCGAUCCCACUGCGAACAGUCUUCAUGUGGGGAAUCUACUAGUCAUUAUUAACUUAUUACACUGGCAGCGGGGAGGACAUAAUGCAAUUGCCUUGUUAGGGGGAGCAACAGGACACAUAGGAGACCCAAGUGGUAAGAGUACUGACCGUGUAGCAUUACAAAGCAAUAUUAUUCAAGAAAAUAUUGAAUGUCUGAAAAAGAAUCUGGAAGUUGUUUUUGAAAAUCACAAAAAGUAUAUUUGGUCAGGAGAUUCAAACAAACUUAAACCUUUAAGAGUUGUAAACAAUGAAACUUGGUACAGGAAUAUUGACUCAAUUCAGUUUGUUAGUGAUAUAGGAAGGAAUUUUCGAAUGGGAACAAUGCUCUUAAAACAAAGUGUUCAAAAUAGGAUAAAUUCAGAAGUUGGCAUGAGCUUUACUGAAUUUUCUUAUCAAAUAUUUCAAGCUUACGACUGGCUGUAUUUAUUGAAGGAAUAUGAUUGCAAAUUUCAGAUUGGUGGUAGUGAUCAAAUGGGAAAUAUUAGUGCUGGUCAUGAACUCAUCAGCCGUAUGACAAAACAGAAUGUCUAUGGUUUAACAUUACCAUUAGUAACAACAGAUGAGGGGGAUAAAUUUGGAAAAUCAGCAGGAAAUGCAAUAUGGUUGGAUCCUAACAAAACCAGUCCAUACAGUUUAUAUCAAUUUUUCAUCAGGACCAAGGACUCUGAAGUGGAAAAGCUAUUGAAACUGUUCACAUUCUAUAGUUUAGGAGAAAUUAAAGAUAUAAUGUUUAAGCAUAAAGAGCACCCAGAGCAGAGAUAUCCCCAACAGUGUUUAGCUGAGCAGUUAACUAUUUUAGUUCAUGGCGAGGAAGGACUAGUCAGAGCACGCAAGGCUACAGAAGCAAUCUACAAUAAGGACGUCAACUCUUUAGUCGCACUUAGUUCUACGGAACUAGAGCAAGUGUUUGAUGGAGCGCCCGUGUCUAGGCUGAUGUUAAGACCAGGAAUCACUGUGCUUGAACUUGGCUUGCAAGCUAAAUGUUUUCCCACUGAAAGUGAUGCUUUAAGAAUCAUUCAAGCUGGCGGUUUUUAUAUUAACCAUCAAAAAAUAAAGAAUAUAAACGAAGUGAUUACAGAGUCCGCGCACAUACUACCCAAUCUCAUCUCAUUGCUGCGAGUCGGCAAAAAGAAUUAUUACAUUGUUAAAUGGACUACAUAGUUAUUUUGUAUAUAGGAAUACGAUUGUAAAUAAAAAUUAGCUUAAAA